AUGCAACUCACUUUGAUCGCUGUCGCCAUCUGGCUCUGCACGACUGCGCGCGCUCUCGACAUCAAUGGAGACACCCUCGACCAGACUAACCGAAGCAUCAGAUUCAGCCGUGACGGCACAGUCCACGCGUUCUUCGACGACGACUCCGCGAGCGAUGAUGACUGGCAGAAGUUCACUCACAAGGGCGGCGCCUUGAUGUGCGCUCUCAACGGCGACGACGAAGCAGCCGGCGUGCUGAUGGGCGACACGCGCACCCCGCCCUCUGCCGCAAGCCCAUGGACCGGCGAUCUGAAGCAGCAGCUCGCGGCCUGGAAGUGGACUGAGAUCGACCCGUCGAGCUACUCGUGCAAAAUGGACGAGCACUGGAAGAUCCCCGCAGCUAUGAAGGCGCUCGGGCUGAACGGCAAACCGCAGUCUGAGGGUGGAGAUAACGUGUGCCACCGCGUCGAGCAUUGGGAUCCGAGUCUCACGGUCGACGGACAGCGUGUUCCGGCGAUUAAUCAAUGGUACAACGUCGAGGGCACGGAAUACCAGGCCACCCAAGCACACUUCGAAUUUGGCGUCAACACCGCCGGCGGCGCGCUCUACGGCUUCUUCCUCGAGUCCGCGCCCCACGCCGCCAGCGCGCUCUGGCACGCCCACCGCCGCCCUGCCGACCCAGCGAAACUGCCCCGUCUGCGCGCCUUCUCCGACAUCCUGUGGGCGUACUGGGCGCGCGCCAACCCUGACGUCACCAACAUCCGGUUCUUCUUCAUGCUGGGUAUCAGCAACGACGAGACCAACCAACUCAUCGCGCGGUGUCUGCACAACGCGGGGAAAGAGUUGAGCGAAUGGCCUGGAGUGGAGUUUGGGGCGGACACAGAGGAAGGACAUGCGCUGAUUGGGAGUCCAAAUGGGGCGGCGUUUGCGUAUUUUUUGCUGCAGAGGAAGGGAGUGCUGGGCAGAAAGAGGGUGGAAAGAGUGACGGUGUUUAGGGCAGAGACGGAGGAUGAAGUGAUGUUUGUGGAUCCCUGUUUGGUAUUUCACGUUGGGGAUGUGAAGGUGGGUGAGGAGAGGGGGCAAUCUGCUGUCAGUUCUAAGCUCUGAGGGGAGGGUGUGACUGGAGGGUGUCAUGAGCGUGGAGCAAGUAUUGGCCUUGUGCAUUCUGAGAUACCACGGUCUACUCUU
This is a messenger RNA of Boeremia exigua, 1167 nucleotides long. RefSeq lists its product as uncharacterized. The transcript is spliced from 3 exons. The record is from RefSeq and is a predicted model, not a curated record. Lineage: Eukaryota; Fungi; Ascomycota; Dothideomycetes; Pleosporales; Didymellaceae. The coding region runs from base 1 to 1086 and encodes 361 amino acids.